AUGGCUGAUUGUAUCCGAAGUGUGGCAAGGAAGGUGUUAGGAGAAACAAAAGGGAAGCGUAUGAUAGAUAAGGAUGGGUGGUGGUGGAGUGAAAGUAUUAGAGAAGUUUUGAGAGAAAAGAAAAAUGCCUUUAAAGAAUGGCAGAGCGUAGAAGACCAGAAUGAAUCCAUAAAAGAAAGUAAGAGAGGGGCGUAUAAAGAAUGUAAGAAGAGAGCGAAGAAGGAAGUUGCUAUUUGUAGGGCAGAGGCGCACGAUAAAUUAUAUCGGUCCCUUGAAAGCCCCGAAGGUCAAAAACGACUUUUUCAAAUUGCAAGAGCGAGAGAAAGGAAUGGAAGAGAUGUUUCACAUGUAAAAUGCAUAAAAGAUGAUUCUGGAAGGAUUUUGACUGACGAUGAAAGUAUAAAGAAGCGAUGGAAGGAGUAUUUUGAGAAAUUGAUGAAUGAGGAGAAUGAAUGGAAUGGUAUGCUUGAAAACCCACCAGUGAAUAUGGGCUUAGUGAGAGAAAUUAGUGUGGAAGAAGUAAAAAUGGCUGUUAGGAAUAUGAAGAAUGGGAAGGCGGUCGGCCCAGAUGGAAUACCAGUAGAAGUGUGGAAGUUGCUGAGGGCGGAUGGAUGGAAGUGGUUGAGUUUAUUUUUCGGUAAAUUGUUGCAGGAAGAACAAAUACCUGAGGAAUGGUGCAGUAGUAUACUGGUUCCCAUUUUUAAAAACAAAGGAGACGUUCAAAACUGCAGCAGUUACCGGGGAAUAAAGCUCAUGUCACAUACGAUGAAAGUCUGGGAAAGAAUAAUAGAGAGAAGAAUGAGAGAAGAGUGUGAGAUAACACAAAACCAGUUCGGAUUCAUGCCCGGUCGAGGUACGACAGAUGCCAUUUUCGCAUUACGCCAAUUGUGCGAAAAGUACAAGCGCGUGCAUAAAGAUCUGCACAUGGUUUUUGUCGACCUUGAAAAGGCGUACGAUAGGGUUCCCCGUGAGGUCUUGUGGUGGGCGUUAAAGAUGAAAGGUAUGCCUGGGAAGUAUGUGAGGUUGGUCCGUGCUAUGUACAGAACAUCCCGUACAUGUGUACGAUCUGCCGCGGGAACUACGGGCAGUAUCGGUGUGGCGGUAGGGCUGCACCAAUGGUCGGCACUGAGCCCUGUUUUGCAGGGGACUGGUCAUUUUUUCUAA
Molecule: messenger RNA, 1164 nt
Organism: Parnassius mnemosyne (clouded apollo)
Lineage: Eukaryota; Metazoa; Arthropoda; Insecta; Lepidoptera; Papilionidae
Source: the annotation of a GenBank genome assembly